Molecule: messenger RNA, 1083 nt
Organism: Candoia aspera
Lineage: Eukaryota; Metazoa; Chordata; Lepidosauria; Squamata; Candoiidae
Product: ras-related protein Rab-11A-like
Exons: 5
Coding region: 160-813 (217 amino acids)
Biological process (GO): constitutive secretory pathway; regulated exocytosis
Cellular component (GO): recycling endosome; Golgi apparatus
Molecular function (GO): GTPase activity; GTP binding
Source: RefSeq, a predicted model, not a curated record
AGCCUGCCUUCCACCGCCUCCCGGCUGUCCUACCUGAAGCCGGUUAAACGCAGGAAAUCGCAGGGCCGUGAGAUCACCCGCAGCUCUUCCGGGCCGAGGAGAGGCGCGCAGGUGUUUCUGGCCUGCUCGGUGGGGAGGGACCCCAGAAGUCGAGGAGCCAUGCGGGGCAAGGACGACGAAUACGACUACCUGUUCAAGAUUGUCCUCAUUGGGGACUCAGGCGUGGGGAAGAGCAACCUGCUGUCGCGCUUCACCCGGAACGAAUUCAACCUGGAGAGCAAAAGUACCAUCGGGGUGGAGUUUGCGACGCGCAGCAUCCAGGUGGAGAACAAGACGGUGAAGGCGCAGAUCUGGGAUACAGCUGGCCAGGAGCGCUACCGGGCCAUCACUUCCGCCUACUACCGGGGAGCGGUCGGCGCCCUUCUCGUUUAUGACAUCGCCAAGUACCUGACCUAUGAGAACGCGGAGCGCUGGCUGAAGGAGCUGCAGGACCACGCUGAUGCCAACAUUGUCAUCAUGCUCGUGGGCAACAAGAGUGAUCUGCGCCACCUGCGGGCCGUGCCCACUGACGAGGCCAAGAGCUUUGCAGAAAAGAACGGCUUGUCUUUCAUAGAGACGUCCGCUCUGGAUUCCACCAACGUGGAGACGGCCUUUCACAAUAUCCUGACAGAAAUCUACCGGAUUGUAUCCCAGCGGCAACUUGCUGGAGGGCAGCCCGAGGCAGAGUUCAGCCACAGCACCACCAUCGAGCCCAUCAAAGUCCUGCCCACCCACCAGGAAGGGAGACAAGCCCCUUGCUGCCAGAACAUCUAACCUCUGGUGGGAAACGGUUGCAGAGUGAGGAGGCAGCCCAGAAACCACCAGGUGCCUUCCCUGCCCCCCUGGGGAGAGACCGGUGCCAGGCCCACCCAGCGCCCACCCUCCUUGCUCUGUGUCAUGCACACCCAUUUCUCCACACCGCUUGAAGCUACCCAUUGGCUCCAGCUGAGGUGCCCCUCUGCUGCCCAGAAGUCCUGGAUUUCCCGAGAGAGGAUGGCCUUCAGUCACCUCUGAGCCCCUGACAGAUUUUGGGGUGGGGGAGGA